AUGAUGCGACGCUACAUUGUAAGGCUCGAGAAGCAGGCUCUGGCCAGAGAGUCCCAGCCCAAUGUCGUGAGAGUCUCUACCGAGGUACGCAAAGUUGCAGACGAUCUGCGACAAUACACAUGUGAUGCCAUGGCCGGACAAGAGAUCUACUCGAACCGCAAGGCACUGGAGAAGGCGACCCAGAUGAUUCGGAAUAGCGAUACGAUAUUCACCGCGUGCAUCGGAGCUGGAAUUGGACUGCGACGUUCAGAGGAAUUUGACACGGUCAUCGUUGAUGAGGCAUCUCAGCACACGGAACCUACUUCUCUAGUGCCUCUUGUCAAAGGCUGCUCGCGAGCAAUACUGGUCGGCGACCAUGUGCAACUCCGGCCCACCGUCAACCCAACAGCCCUUACACUGGAUUUCGAUGUCUCUUUGUUUGAGAGGCUUUACACCAAUGCUAAAUUGAAGGGAUACCAAGGCGUAAGCACACUCAUGCUUGAUACGCAGUAUCGAAUGCAUCCCAAACUGUGCGAAUUCCCUUCCAAAGAAUUCUAUGAUGGGAAUUUGAAGUCUGGAAUCAGAAUGUCGGGACAAAAGUCGAAAGAGAAUCGAGGCCAGGCAGAGCUCUGCGCACAUAUCUGCAAGCUCUUGGCUACGUCACCCACCAAAAUUAAUACCGGACAUUCAAUCGUGGUGCUCACACCUUACACUCGACAAGCCGAAGCUCUAAAGCGUAUGCUCCCUAGCAUAUCACAGAAGAUCGAGGCUUUAAGCAUAGACGGAUUCCAGGGUUGUGAGGCUGACAUUAUCAUCUUUGUCACGGUUCGGUGUAACACGCACUGCGAGAUCGGAUUCCUAAAGGAUAUGCGUCGGGUAAAUGUUGCUCUGACAAGGGCGAGAUCGGCGCUUAUAGUGAUUGGAAACCGGACAACGUUGACUGGAGGUCCAGCAGACGAGGAGAGCUCUAAGAUGUGGCAGAGGCUAUUGAGAGCAUUGACAGAAGUGAAGUUGGAAGUGCCUGUCUCAGCUAAGGGCGACAAGAAGAAGUAA
Molecule: messenger RNA, 1032 nt
Organism: Fusarium coffeatum
Lineage: Eukaryota; Fungi; Ascomycota; Sordariomycetes; Hypocreales; Nectriaceae
Exons: 3
Coding region: 1-1032 (343 amino acids)
Molecular function (GO): helicase activity
Source: RefSeq, a predicted model, not a curated record